Messenger RNA from Vicugna pacos (alpaca), 2492 nucleotides. The record is from RefSeq and is a predicted model, not a curated record. Lineage: Eukaryota; Metazoa; Chordata; Mammalia; Artiodactyla; Camelidae.
AAUAUAAGGAACUAUAUAAAUAUAUCCUUAUAAAAUGGAUAAGUAAGUCCAAGGGAAUUUUAAUUCUCUUUGAAAGUAUAUGUUAAGCUUUUAAGCAAUGCUGAUAUAAAAUCCUUUGAACAGCCACUGUUAUGGGUGAUGAUCUUGCCCUCAUCUACACAACUCCUUAAUGUUUCACUUUCUGUCCAUCUCCAGGUAUAUCCAUGCCAAUACCAGUUUUUGGGCUCCAGGAUGAUUCCAAGGUCUUUAAGGAAGGGAGCUGCUUACUCGCUGAUGAUAACUUUGUCCUGAUCGGCUCUUUUGUAUCAUUUUUUAUUCCCUUAACCAUCAUGGUGAUCACCUACUUUCUAACCAUCAAGUCACUCCAGAAAGAAGCUACUUUGUGUGUGAGUGAUCCUGGAACGCGGGCCAAAUUAGCUUCUUUCAGCUUUCUCCCUCAGAGCUCCCUGUCUUCAGAAAAGCUCUUCCAGCGGUCCAUCCACAGGGAGCCAGGCUCCUACGGCCGGAGGACAAUGCAGUCCAUCAGCAACGAGCAGAAGGCCUGCAAGGUGCUGGGCAUCGUCUUCUUUCUGUUUGUGGUGAUGUGGUGCCCCUUCUUCAUCACCAACAUAAUGGCCGUCAUCUGCAAAGAGUCCUGCAACGAGGAUGUCAUCGGAGCCCUGCUCAAUGUGUUCGUCUGGAUCGGUUACCUCUCCUCAGCCGUCAACCCGCUGGUGUACACACUGUUCAACAAGACCUAUAGGUCGGCCUUUUCAAGGUACAUUCAGUGUCAGUACAAGGAAAAUAAAAAACCACUGCAGUUAAUUUUAGUGAACACUAUACCAGCCUUGGCCUACAAGUCCAGUCAGCUACAAAUGGGACAAAAGAAGAAUUCAAAGAAAGAUGACAAGACGACAGCUAACGACUGCACUAUGGUUGCUCUAGGAAAACAGCAUUCAGAAGGCACUCCUACAGACAAUAUCAACACAGUGAAUGAAAAGGUUAGCUGUGUGUGAUGGACUGGCUGCCAUGGCAACCAUGGAGUGCACACUGAGCGAGUUUUCACCUAUCUGGGAGGGAAAAGCAAAAAGCAAAAAGAAAAAACAUAGGAAGGCUGGAAAAAACUAGGCCAGUCUAGUGGAAUCAACAAUGAUAUCUAUAUGCCUCAUUUUAUUUUGUCAAUGAAAAGCAGGGUUCACAAAACGUGCACUUCAAAUAUUCUGACAGCAUUUCAGCUGUGAGCUUUAUGAUAUUAUUUUUAACAUUGUAAAUGACAUGUCUUUAAUUAGCUUUUAUUGUAUAAUUAUAAUGAGGCCAUAAAUAAAUCUAAAUUAACUUCUAUUUUCAAGUGGAAACCUUGCUAUUUACUAUGUUGUUAAUUGAUGGCAUGAGUUGGUCACUUACUGCUGUAAAUAAAAAUAGCUCUAAAUAGUGAAACAUCUGUUGACUAUAAUGGCCUCCUAAAUAAAGAUAAAUUCUCUUUAAGACUUACCAUGAUACAUAUUUUGAACAACAACAAAAAGACACCAAGGACAGUGUUACAAAAUCUGUAUUAUUAAGAUACUUAAAUGAGAUACUUGACAACUUUUUCAUUCCCGCUUUUUCACAGAUGCCAUUUUGAAAUAUUUACAAAGUUGCUGGCAUUUGCUGCACUUCAAGUUAAUUCUUCUCAGAAGUGAAAGAUUUUAAAUGUUAUUUAAUAACUUCUGCUGCUUUAUUCUGAAUUUCCAGCGUGGUCUUGUUUAGUGUUUGCUCUACUAGGUAAACUAUCAAACGGAUAAUCAAAAAUUACCAAAUACAUUUCUAGAAACUGCUUCUCCUAAACAGCACCGUAGAAAUGUUUGGUAACUUGCUCUUUAAUGACUGCAUUGUGCAUGUGUUCCUCCGAGCAGUAGGCAGUAUUGAUGUAACUGUGUCAGGACUGAGGAAAUGAACUCAGGUUUUUGGCUACUGACAGCAGGAGAGUCUUAGGACAUCUCUGUAAAACGCAGGUGACCCUGCUGUUGGCACUGAGCAGAUAAACUGAGGCUUUCAAAUUAAUCUAUAUUAUUUACUAAAACUGUUCAGCUUUGGACUCACAAUUGUCUACUGAAUGGACACACUCUGUGAAGAAAUCUCCUGGGUACUAAGGAUAUAAAAAUAAUUAAAGCAAGAUCUUUGCCUUUAAAGAAAAUGACCUAACUGGAAUGGUUCUUAUCAAAAACAGUCAUUAACAGACUUAUUCGGAGAAUCAGUUCAGCUUAUUUCCUUCUCACCUGCUUCAGAAACAGGUUUGUUUCAAUUCUGAGGAUUUCUCAGUUAGGUUUCCUGACUAGCUGCCAAUGAAUACCAAUCAACCAAAGGGAGGGGGAAAUACCACUCAAGGUUAAAGCUUGGAAUUAGUUUAGAAAUACGCACUUCAACCUGGACUCCAACUAUGACUACCAGAGUUUCAAGCAAAAUUUUUGUUCCAUUCUCCUAAAAAUGAAUUAACUAAUUACAUGCUGAUGCUGGAUUUUCCCCUCCAAAAAAAA